AUGAAGCUGAAGCUGAAGAACGUGUUUCUCGUCUACUUCCUGGUGUCGAUCGCCGGCCUCCUCUACGCGCUGGUGCAGCUCGGCCAGCCAUGUGACUGCCUCCCGCCGCUGCGGGCAGCAGCAGAGCAGCUCCGGCAGAAGGAUCUGAGGAUUUCCCAGCUGCAAGCUGAUCUCCAUCGCCCGGCCCCGGCCCCUGCCCAGCCCCCUGAGCCUGAGGCCCUGCCUACUAUCUAUGUUGUUACCCCCACCUAUGCCAGGCUGGUGCAGAAGGCCGAGCUGGUGCGACUGUCGCAGACCCUGAGCCUGGUGCCCCGGCUGCACUGGCUGCUGGUGGAGGACGCGGAGGGCCCCACCCCGCUGGUGUCCAGGCUGCUGGCCGCCUCCGGCCUCCUCUUCACGCACUUGGCGGCCCUCACGCCCAAGGCCCAGAGGCUCCGGGAGGGCGAGCCGGGCUGGGUUCGCCCCCGCGGCGUAGAGCAACGGAACCGGGCUCUGGACUGGCUGCGGAGUGGAGGGGGCGCUGUGGGGGGGGAGAAGGACCCUCCGCCCCCGGGGAUCCGGGGGGUUGUGUACUUUGCCGACGAUGACAACACCUACAGCCGGGAACUCUUUGAGGAGAUGCGCUGGACCCGUGGUGUCUCCGUGUGGCCCGUGGGGCUGGUGGGCGGCCUGCGAUUCGAGGGCCCGCGGGUACAGGACGGCCGGGUUGUGGGCUUCCACACGGCGUGGGAGCCCAACCGGCCCUUCCCCGUGGAUAUGGCGGGAUUUGCCGUGGCCCUGCCCUUGCUGCUGGCUAAGCCCGAUGCCCAGUUUGACGCCACCGCUCCCCGGGGCCACCUGGAGAGCAGCCUCCUGAGCCACCUGGUGGACCCCAAGGACCUGGAGCCACGGGCUGCCAACUGCACCCGGGUUCUGGUGUGGCACACGCGGACGGAGAAGCCCAAGAUGAAGCAGGAGGAGCAGCUGCAGCGGCAGGGCCAGGGCUCAGACCCCGCCGUGGAGGUGUGA
Pipistrellus nathusii (Nathusius's pipistrelle) is the source of this 1008-nucleotide messenger RNA. The record is from the annotation of a GenBank genome assembly. Lineage: Eukaryota; Metazoa; Chordata; Mammalia; Chiroptera; Vespertilionidae.